AUGCAUGUUUAUACAGACAGUAAACUAAUUUUUUAUCCCUUGCAUUUAAAAUGUGUGAUAACUGGGGAAUCUUUUGUCUCUUGGUUGUGAUAAUUUAUGCUCAAAAAAGGAGGAAAAGAUUUAAUUGUUCAAAGUCAAAAAACAAACAAACAAACAAACCAGAUCAUUAUUGAGAUUAAUGUUCAAUUAACAACUGUAAAAUAUAUCCAUAAAUUAGUAAUUUUCAGUAUUUAUUGAUUAAUGUUUUUAUUUUUCCCAAUUUAUUUCCUCUUCUGAAUUGCAUUAAUAGAUCUUGAUCUUUCUUCCAACAAUUUUUAACAUUUAAAAGCUUGAAAAAAAGUGAUGCUAACAAAACAUGUAAACAAACAGGCUUUCAUAUUCAGAGCAGACUGUAGUUUGGACUGAUCUCAGGUCAGUUUCCUGGCACGCAGCAGACCGGUUUAUCAGCCCCAGAUUAGCAGUGCACGUCUCCUGGAGCCCGUAAACAUGAGCGAGGGUUAGUUUCAGACAGACAGACAGACGGUAUGGAGAAAGAUGCUUCUGGAGACUCUGAGAACGGCAGCAGUUUAUUUCACCAUCGGCUGAGGGCCAGGAGACGAACACAAGCCGACAGUCAGCCGAAGUUUCUGUUACACAGGCUGGUUGUUGCCGCUCGUCUCUCCUGCACACCGGAGGACAGGUCCACUGUAGCAGCUCACUAUGAGAAGCUGAAUAUGAGCAUUCAGAGGAGCCGUCCAGGGGAAGAGCUCACAGGUCUCCUUCUGCUUUACCCUCAACACACGCUGCUCGUCAUCGAGUGUUCAACGGAGGCUCUGCUGUCCGUCCUGCAGGAUCUGAGACACAUGGAGGAAAACCCUGACAGCAGUCUCAUCCUGCAUCCCAGAAUCCUCCUGGUUUCCCAUGAUCUUCCCUGCAGACUCUUCCCGCAGUGGUUCUGCAUGAUGCUGAGUGAGUCUGAGAGCCGGAGAACAGAAGCUUCAGAUGAGCAAAACCCAGAGAAACUGCUGAACCAGACCAUGAAGCAGCUGCUGCAGCUCGGCUGCCAUCUGUACAACACACAGCACAACACGGGAUCUACAAUGCUGACUCCUGACGAAGUGCUGAAGGACGUAUCAGAUGUUGUUCCUCCUGUGGCUGCAGUGUAUCGCCUGCUCCAAAUGGAGGCGCUGUUGAGUCCUGCGCGCUACAUCAGCACAUAUCACUCACCAAUACACCAACCGCUUGACUCCGUGUGUGUGUUGCUUCAGCUGAGCAUCUUGUUCUCUGUGAUCAUUGAAGGUCAUGUGUUCAGCAGUUUCCGGCCCUUCUCGGUGUAGCUUUGAAUGUAGAGGAGAAUCUGUGUGGCCUGCAGUGGAGCAUCUUCGCAUAAUUUGAAGAUUUUUACCACUAAAAAGUUUCAAUACUUCUUAUAUAAGCUGAUAAAUAUGAUGCACAGUGCACAUACUUUAAUGCAUUAAUGAUGUUAUGAAUUCACUUAUGAUCUCAAGAAUAAUUAUGACCACAUUUAUAAUUCUUAUCUAUUAAUUGUUACAUUUUUUUUUAAAUGACUUGAAAACAACUAAUGUGAGGUUUAAUCUGCAAACCUGAUCAUGCAUGUUCACUUUUGCUGUAAUUCUAAACAUUUAAUGUGCUGCAACAUUUGUUAUGAAUAGCUGACACUGCAUUUUAUGUACCGCUUUACCAACUAAAUCAACUUAUUUGACUUGG
This is a messenger RNA of Danio rerio (zebrafish), 1707 nucleotides long. The record is from RefSeq and is a predicted model, not a curated record. NCBI's taxonomy places the organism in Eukaryota, Metazoa, Chordata, Actinopteri, Cypriniformes, Danionidae.